GAUAGAGAUAGAAAACCAACACUGAACCAGUUCUUGCCCGAAUAUAGGUACCACUUUAGUCCGUGCGGAGGGGUUCGAGCGCUCGAACCUCGAAGAACUUGACAAAAGUCGACAGCGCUAAGAAGACGAAACAGGAGAUUUUGAGCCAAUCAAUACUAUUCUCUUUUCAGAUCCGAUAAGAACCGGGGAACAUGACGCCAUAUGGUGUUUUUCCCCCUGGAUUCCAGGCUGUUCCUGACUGCAAGUCUCCGGUCCACGUCACCUCAUUCCACGAGGGCUUGGAAUGCUGCCGUGCCACUUUUCUUCUUUUUCUUAUCUUCUCUUAUUCUUUAUGUCCCUUUUUUUCUUAUGUCUUGUUUUCGGCCUUGACAUGCCACAGCCCUGGGGUGAAAGUCGGUCCUUGGCCUGCGGUCCGUUCCGUGAUAUCCGUUAGCUAUCGUGUGUAGUGUGUACUUCCUGUAACUACACUAAUACAUGUCUAGUUCUGCCGAUGUU
Aspergillus saccharolyticus JOP 1030-1 is the source of this 495-nucleotide messenger RNA. RefSeq lists its product as uncharacterized. The coding region runs from base 192 to 446 and encodes 84 amino acids. Lineage: Eukaryota; Fungi; Ascomycota; Eurotiomycetes; Eurotiales; Aspergillaceae. The transcript has a single exon. The record is from RefSeq and is a predicted model, not a curated record.